UCCUCUCAGACCGACCUCGGUUAGCAUGUUAGCUGAGUGUAAACUGGGAUAUAAACAGGUUUUGUUUUCUUUGAAUCGAUCUGUGGAAAAUCUCUACAUUUCAGGAUCUUUAACUUUAACUCAAACGGCAGCUCGCGACGUUUCCGGUCAACUAUAAACCGGAAGUCAGCCGGAGCUCGGUGUUUUUUACAGUCCGACAUGAAGCUGCGGAGAGAAGCAGACGUCCAGCAGCAGUUGUUGGUGGUUAAAGAAGAGGUUCCCCCUGAGCAGCAGGAGUGGAGCUCCAGUGUGGACCAGGAGGACCCAGAGCCCCCACACAUUAAAGAGGAAGAGGAGGAACUGUGGAGCAGUCAGGAGGGAGAGCAGCUUCAAGGGCUGGAGGAGGCUGAUAUCACCAAGUUCACAUUCACUCCUGUCCCUGUGAAGAGUGAAGAUGAUGAAGAGAAACCUCAGUCUGAGGGACACCACUGUGGAGAACCAGGACCAGGACCACCACCAGGACCAGACAGGAACUCACAUCCAGAUUCUGAGGACAAGACUUCGGACUCCUCUGAAGCUGAGACUGAAACAGACUGGAGGGACAGGAAACCGUUUCGCUGCUCUGUUUGUGCUAAAACAUUUAAACACAGAGGGAACCUGAACAUGCACAUGAGAACUCACACGGGAGUGAAACCGUUCAGCUGCUCCUUGUGCGGUAAAAGGUUCACUCAGAAACCGGGUCUGGACUACCAUCUGAAAACCCAUACAGGAGAGAAACCCUUCAGCUGCUCUAUCUGCGGUAAGACGUUCCGACACAAAGGAGCCGUGACGUACCACAUGGCGACCCACACAGGAAUGAAACCGUUCAGCUGCGGCGUCUGCGGCAAAAGAUUCCGGCGGACUUCGCAGCUCAAAGCCCACAGGUGCGUCGGUGAAUAUUCGCGCCUUCGCAGGGGCGAUGAACGCAAGACACCAUUGAACUGCUCUGAGUGCAACACCACGUUCCCCAACAACUACCUCCUGGUGAUGCACAUGCGGAUGCACAAAGGGAAGAAGCUGUUCACCUGCUCCGUCUGCGGACAGAAACGGCAGUUCAGUUCACAUCUGGAGAUCCACAUGAGAACCCACACAGGAGAGAAACCCUUCAGCUGCUCUGUGUGCGGUAAGACAUUCUCGCAAAGAGGGAUCAUGUCGCAGCACAUGGCGGUCCACUCGGGCGUGAAGCCGUUCAGCUGCGGUGUUUGCAGCAGGAGGUUCUUUUGGCAUUUCCAGAUCAAGAAACACAAGUGUCUCGGCGAGUCCUUGCUGCGAAGGAGAGCCGGCUUUAAUGGAGAGGACUGUAGAGAACCAGAACCAGCCUGCUCAGAUCCACAACCAGAUACUGAUAAAGAUACCAGACCAUCUCCAAAAACUGAUGACAAUGUUGACAUCGAGUUUUGGAAAGAGACCCGGCAGCAUCAGUCAGGGUUUACUUACGGAAGGACUAAAAAAGUCUCUGUAAAUGAUGGCUGCUCUGAUAACAAGGCUGAAAAUAAACUUGGUGAGGUCGGCAGUGAUUUUUGCAGACCACCUCAGAACUAUAUGAAAACUGAGGGCAAAACUGUGACUGAAACAGGAAGUAAUAAUACCUAUGAGAAAUCAUUCAGCUGCUCUGAUAGCAGGACUGAAACUAAACCAGGCAUUGUCAGCAGUAAUUUUUGCGGUCAGCCUCAGAACAACAUGAAAACUGAUGUCUCUGUGGGUGAAACGGUUAGUAAUAAUACAGACAAGAAACUGUUUGGCUCCUUUGAGUCUCAUGAACGAUCUGAGGACAGUCACACUCUGCCAACCAACAGGAAACCGUUCAGUUGCUUAAGUUGCGGGAAAGGCUUUGCGUCUGGAGGACAUCUGACGAGACACAUAUCCGUCCACACGGGAGAGAAGCUACUCAGUUGUGUCAUAUGUGAGAAAAGAUUCACCCUGGAGUCGCAGCUCCUGAGCCACCAGUGCGCUGCUGACUCUCCUCAACCUCAUGCUGUCAACAGAUUACUGAUCAGCUCCCAGUGCGGAAAAGGGUCAAACCGUAAGCACAAUCUCCAGGUUCCCAUGAGGAUCCACACGGGUCUGAAACCGUUCGGUUGCUCAGUUUGUGGCAGGACGUUCGCCAAGCGUGAAAACUUGCGUUCUCACAUGAUGUGCCACAGGGGAGACAAACCGUUCUGCUGUUCGGUGUGCAACGCUGGCUUCAUCGACAGCGAGGCUUUAGUCCAGCACAUGAGGAUCCACACCAGACAGACACAGUUCACUUGCCUGGUGUGUGGUAAAGAAUUUGCGUGGAGACGAUACCUGACGAAGCACAUGGAGGUCCACACAAAGGAGAGAAUCUACAGCUGCAGGUACUGCGACCAAAACUUCCUUUGGCAUCAUCAGCUGAAGUACCAUCGAUGUGCCGCUCAGUCAUCCACAGACCGUUAUCAGGGUCAAGCUGAUGGAGAGGACUGUGGAGGACCAGAACCAGCCAGGAACUCAGAUCUAGAUUUACGACCAGAUACUGAUGAUAUGCCCGAAGACUCCUCCGAGACCGAGACGGAUGACAGCGAUUGUUGGAACGAGAACAGCGGAUGUCUGAAACCAAAAGUCUUGCAGAGUCAUGAAAUUUUUAACAAUCGCCGGCCGAAGAUUUGUAGCAGAAAUCCCGAAGCAGGGAAACCGUUUUCAGGAAGUCUGAGCCAAAACAUGGCAGCUUGUACAGGCAAGAGGGGGAUGCUGGAGAACCAAGAGCCGCAACACAUUAAAGAGGAGCAGGAGGAACUCUUGGAGGGAGGACACCUUUAUGGUUUGGAGGAGGCUGAUGUCACCAAGUUCCUGCCCACUUCUGUCCCCGUGAAGAUUGAGGAUGAUGAGGAGAAACCUCAGUCUUCACAGCUUCAUCAAACACAAGCUGAUGGAGAGGACUGUGGAAGACCAGAACCUGCCGAGAACUCAGAUACUGACGAUAGUGUCAAUAGCGACUUUUGGAAGGAGACCAGAAAAGGUCCAUCAGGUGCAAAGUUGUCAAAGGUCAGGGCCGAACCCGAGAGCGACGGCAGUGUUGACAGCGUUGACAGCGACUUCUGGAAAGAUGACAUGAAACCUCAGCCUGGUUCGAACUCUCCAAAUGACAGCGAGAUUCCCCAAAGUGACCCAGGUUAUAAUGCUCUGAGGAGAGCGCACAGCUGCCCAGAGUGUGGGAAAAGAUUCCUUCACGACUGCAACUUGAAGAACCACAUGAAGUACCACACGGGAGAGAAGGCGUUCUUCUGUCCCGUUUGUGGUCUCAAAUGUCUCUACAGGUCCCACCUGGAGAUCCACAUGAGGACUCAUACCGGAGAGAAGCCUUUCCCCUGCCCAGUGUGUGGUAAAAAAUAUGCACAUAAGGCGAGUAUGCAGUCACACAUGGUCGUCCACACCGAGGAGACAAAGUACAGCUGUAGUGUGUGCGACAGAGGCUUUGCCUGGUAUACGGAGCUGAAAUACCAUCAGUGUGUUGGGGAGUCCUCGCAGGAAGAUUCGCAUCGGAGAGAAACCAUGUAGGACAGGGACGAAAUUUCGACUUUUGCAUGUUUGAACAUUAGAAUAUUUUGUGUUGACUCAUGUCACACGUAUGUGAAAUUGCUGAAAUGAUGAAUGAACUUCCACCAGUACGUCCUUGGCGUCAUAGGUCCCCGGAGGAUCUCAAUGCUGAUUGGCUAUCGUGGAGCAAAUUGGUCACUCAAAUUUAGAUUUUUCUACUCGCAGAUAAGCGCAUGACAAGAAAUCACGCUACUUGCUUCAGUCAUGCUGCUGCAUUUGCAUCAUUUGUGUCAAUCUAGUGUCCAUUGCACCACGGUCAUGAUUAGGCACAAAUUCAUGCCAGGUGACGCAGUGGUGACAACCCAAAUGAUGCAAAGUAAGCAGCGCACAUAACAACAUAAUUUUGUGUUCACACUAAACACGGUGCAAAUUUUCGCAUCACGUUACUUGCGUGAGUUUGAACGCUACAACAUUAUGUUUUCAUUGAGCAAAAUUUAAUGAAAUGCUUGAUAAAUAACGGCAGUAUGUAACGAUGUCUGUCAGCGUAUCUUCACAGAACAGUUCGUAUGAUAUCCUAUGAAUUUGCACUCCACAAAUGACGUUAUGUCCUCUAUGUCCUAUGUAAGUAACGUAAAGUUACGGAGGUUAGGUUUAGGAAAAGCAACAUGGUGACACGUAUCUUAAAAUGACUCAAAGUUUUCACAGAUCCAAACACCUGACUCUAGGGGAAAGUCCCAUCCACCACCCCAACCUGCCUCCUUACAAGUGCUCAGGACUGUUUCCUUGUUUACUGCCAUCAGUGCAUUGUUCACAUGAUCACAGCCUUACAAAAUACGUGGGAUAUGUACAAAUUUGGUGCAUAAAAUGUGAAAACCAUCUUGUUAUAACGGGAAACAUUUCACAUUAUUACCUGAGUCCGACCAUUUUUUGUUGUAUUUUUUUGUUUGGCGUUGUAGCUCUAUGCUUCUCUCAUUUUGUGCAUGGAGCUGGAAAUGACGUAUUGCAGUUUUGUACCACUUCCAGUGUCCGCCAUGUGGCGCUAGAGAAUACACACUAAGCAUUCGUUAUGUUGCUGUUGCGUCAAGUGUGGACCGCACAACGUAAAAUUUAUGCCAAUUGAAUUAUUUUUUCUGCAGUCUGUUCUCACAGAUUUUUUAGUACGUUUUCCUACAAAAAACAGCGUACCCAAAUUUGUGUGUAUCCCACGUAUUUUGAAAGGCUGCGAUCACGUGACCAAUGAGCUGACGACAGUAAACAAGGCACCAGUACCUAGCGCUUGUAAAGAGGCAAAUUGGAGUGAUUGAUGGGUCACAAAAACCGUCUUUCCCCUGGAGUCAUGUGUUUGGAACUUUAAGUCAUUGUAAGGUACGUCCUCACUCUGUUUCUUUUCCUAAACCUAACCUCUGUAACUUUGUGUUAAUUAGAAACGUACUGAGUGGUAUAUGCACCGGACAGCAGUUUGUAACGCCGCCAGCAUAUACAGUUAUGUAAAGAGCAAGAACAUCCGUAUAAGGUGGAUGGGUCUAACAAACUCCAGACUUUUACCCGGUAGUCAGCUGUUCAUUUACCGUGUGAAUUUUAAGACAAACCACCAUGUGUAUCCAAACCUAACCAUGUGCUUUUGUUCCGAAACUUAAGGCAGUAAACCUAAAAACUGUGUUUUGCCAAAAGUGUACAUUUCCUGUGAAAAUGGAAGUGUAUUUUGAAAUGACACAAUGCAUGUGACAAGCGUAAAUUGACACGGCGUUCCAGAACGUCCAAAACUGAUGCAGGAGGCUACCCUGAGCAUCACAUUUUGACGUGUAGGUACACGGACAAAGCAGCGAUAAACUUGAAUAAGAAUGCAUCGAGGAGAAGGCCUCUCCCUCUGGUCUGUUUUCGUCUCGUUCCGCUGAUCAACACAUUCGAGUAACGCUGACAUAAAUGAAAUGUAUGAAGUGAUUCAACAGAUAAAUCCGAUUUUGGCUGAAUGAUGGUGGCACACAUUUAAACACAAAUCGUUGACCACUGAGUUUGACUUACUGGACUCACUGGACUUCUCUGACUUACCUGACUUACUGGACUAACUAGACUUACCGGGUUAAGUUGACUAACAUGCUGCAGCCGAUAAACAGAAACCAGUGCUUUCAAAAUUUUCUGGGAAAACUUGGGCUCCAGAGUUUCUGUUGGGUCACAGGGCAUACCGAACAUGUGAUGCACCAAACCGAAUGUCCUGUACCCAACAGUUCAGAAUGAAUACAUGUCCUGUCACACCACUGCUGAACCCUCUUAAAACUACAGAGGACGACUUGCAUGGUUUAUCAUUCUUCUUCUGCAGAUGACAAAACUCAUACUCGGACUUUUCUUGGGGAACUUCCUGUCUGUCUCUGUUCCUAACCCUCAUCAUACCAGAUCAACGGGAAGGUCGAUGACGGAAGAUGUUCGGUGUCUGAAUUUCACUGUCAACAUAAUUCAUGAGUAGUGUAACACUUUAAAUAUUCAGAUUGAUCUCAGGUCUUAUUGUUCUGAACUUGUACUUUAAUCAUAAAUUCAAAUCAAAUAGCUGAAUUCUGACAAAUAUUUUGUCAACUUUAUUUUACUUGGAAAUUAGCUUGAGUUAAUAAAACGUGAAUCCAAACUCAAUGUUUUUGUUUCUUUAAAUGUUCCUGUUCAUGGUGAAAUGUUGUUGCAGACAUAACUGAUACUGAUUAAGUUUUUUUUUUUUUUAUGCUGAUACUUUUGUACUUUUAUUCUGUAGCUGUAGUCCAAAUAAUCAGAGACAGUCUUAAAAUCUAUCACUUUAUAAAAUAAUGACGGUUUGUCGCUACAACAGAACGUUGGUGGUAGAAGAAGUACUAAGUAAAAGUAUUCGCACCACAGUGUAGAAAAACUGUUACAGGUUAAAGUCCUGCAUUUAAAAUCAAUUAAAAAUACAAAAGUAUUAAAAUCAAAAUAUACUUAAAGUGAAGAAAUCCUUAUCAAACCCCAAUAUGUAAAUUGUACUUUUUUCUUUCUAGCAUUCAUCGUAUAUUAUGAUAAAAAAAAUCCACUAGAUGUCGCUGUGUCUUAACAGAAAGUUAGUAACCUAAAAGAAAAUGUCCCUCCAGACACGAACACUCUGCGUGGAGGGAUUUUCAUCACCAUGUUGUAUCAACUUUAUACAAGAAUAAAAAGUUUAAUAAAGGUUGAAUAAUUUCUUCAAAAACAUGCUCCACAAAAACACUUAAUUUGUCCUUUUAUGGUAAAGGUAGUGAUGCUAAGCUAAUGUCAUUAAAAUUGACUGUUUGGUACAAGUUAAAAACACAGGAAUGCAGCUACAUACUGGUUUCAAGGUAUACUGCGAUAUUUAAUUGAAUUGAAUUUGAUUUCAUUUAUUUUAAUUUAAUUUGAUUUAAUUCAAAUUAAUUUCAUUCAACUCAAUUCAAUUCAGUUUAAUGUAAUUUAAUUUAAUCCAGUUUAAUAUGAUUAAAUUCAACUUAAUUCAAUUCAGUUUAAUUCAUUUUCUGUUUAAUUUAACUUCAAUUCAAUUCAAUUAAACUUUAGUUUAAUACAAUUCAGCUCAAUAGAACUUUGUUUAUCCCAAGGGAAAUUCUUGUGCCAGAGAAUGCUUCACAUUACAGUAACAACAGUUUAACGUUCACAGUGAAAGCCAGAACAACCAGUGGGUCAUGGUCACUCACUACGCCCAGUUUUUAAAACAACAGACUAUAGAAUAUCCUGCAAAAUAUUCAAACUAAACAAGAUAAGAGGUGUUUUCAAGGAGCAAAAGCAAAAACCAGUAAUUAAUAGAGUAACAACAGGAGUAAUAGAAGUAAAAGAGUACUGUGAAAAUCUCAUACUGUUGCAACUCUACUUCUGACUGUUCAGUGUUGUUAAAUGAUACAUUUAAUGUUCUCAAUUCUAUAAAAAUAUGUGGAAAUAAUUUUAUAUAUUUUUUAAU
Messenger RNA from Epinephelus moara (kelp grouper), 7429 nucleotides. RefSeq names its product zinc finger protein 62 homolog. Gene Ontology annotation, molecular function: RNA polymerase II cis-regulatory region sequence-specific DNA binding; DNA-binding transcription factor activity. NCBI's taxonomy places the organism in Eukaryota, Metazoa, Chordata, Actinopteri, Perciformes, Serranidae. The transcript is spliced from 2 exons. Gene Ontology annotation, biological process: regulation of transcription by RNA polymerase II. The record is from RefSeq and is a predicted model, not a curated record. The coding region runs from base 199 to 3531 and encodes 1110 amino acids.